Nycticebus coucang (slow loris) is the source of this 3283-nucleotide messenger RNA. It is a transcript of the gene FERMT2, whose product is annotated as FERM domain containing kindlin 2. The record is from RefSeq and is a predicted model, not a curated record. The transcript has 18 exons. Bases 74 to 2194 code for a protein of 706 amino acids. Gene Ontology annotation, cellular component: extrinsic component of cytoplasmic side of plasma membrane; focal adhesion. Gene Ontology annotation, molecular function: integrin binding. Gene Ontology annotation, biological process: cell-matrix adhesion; integrin-mediated signaling pathway. Lineage: Eukaryota; Metazoa; Chordata; Mammalia; Primates; Lorisidae.
ACGCCGUCGCCGCCCCACGCCCGCCGCCGCGCGGGCCCAAGGCCGGGAGUGCGAGGAGCGCGCGGAAGGAGCCAUGGCUCUGGACGGGAUAAGGAUGCCAGAUGGCUGCUACGCGGACGGGACGUGGGAACUGAGCGUCCAUGUGACGGACCUGAACCGCGAUGUCACGCUGCGAGUGACCGGGGAGGUGCACAUCGGAGGAGUGAUGCUGAAGUUGGUGGAGAAACUCGAUGUAAAAAAAGAUUGGUCUGACCAUGCUCUCUGGUGGGAAAAGAAGAGAACUUGGCUUCUUAAGACACAUUGGACCUUGGAUAAGUAUGGUAUUCAAGCAGACGCCAAGCUUCAGUUCACACCCCAGCACAAACUGCUCCGCCUGCAACUUCCCAACAUGAAGUAUGUGAAGGUGAAAGUGAAUUUCUCUGAUCGAGUCUUCAAAGCUGUUUCUGACAUCUGUAAGACUUUCAAUAUCAGACACCCUGAAGAACUUUCUCUUUUAAAAAAGCCCAGAGAUCCAACAAAGAAAAAAAAGAAGAAGCUGGAUGACCAGUCUGAAGAUGAGGCUCUGGAGCUAGAGGGGCCUCUGAUCACUCCGGGCUCAGGCACUGAUGUUCUUUUCAUUGGCCCUCUGAAAGGAAGUAUAUAUUCAAGCCCAGGACUUUAUAGUAAAACAAUGACUCCCACUUACGAUGCUCAUGAUGGAAGCCCCUUGUCCCCGACAUCUGCCUGGUUUGGCGACAGUGCAUUGUCAGAAGGAAAUCCCGGUGUGCUCGCUGUCAGUCAACCAGUCACAUCACCAGAAAUCUUGGCCAAAAUGUUCAAGCCUCAAGCUCUUCUUGAUAAAGCAAAAAUCAACCAAGGAUGGCUUGAUUCUUCAAGAUCUCUCAUGGAACAGGAGGUAAAGGAGAAUGAGGCCUUGCUGCUCCGGUUCAAGUACUACAGCUUUUUUGAUUUGAAUCCAAAGUAUGAUGCAAUCAGAAUCAACCAGCUUUAUGAGCAGGCCAAAUGGGCUAUUCUUCUAGAAGAGAUUGAGUGCACAGAAGAAGAAAUGAUGAUGUUCGCAGCCCUGCAGUAUCAUAUCAACAAGCUGUCGAUCAUGACAUCAGAGAACCACUUGAACAACAGCGACAAAGAAGUCGAUGAAGUGGACGCCGCCCUGUCAGACCUGGAGAUUACCCUGGAAGGGGGUAAAACAUCAACAGUUUUGGGUGACAUUACUUCCAUUCCUGAACUUGCUGACUAUAUUAAAGUUUUCAAGCCAAAGAAGCUGACCCUGAAAGGUUACAAGCAGUAUUGGUGCACCUUCAAAGACACGUCUAUUUCAUGCUACAAGAGCAAAGAGGAAUCCAGUGGUACCCCAGCUCACCAGAUGAACCUCAGAGGCUGUGAAGUUACCCCAGAUGUAAACAUUUCAGGCCAAAAAUUUAACAUUAAACUCCUGAUUCCAGUUGCAGACGGCAUGAAUGAGAUCUGGCUUCGCUGUGACAAUGAAAAGCAGUAUGCACACUGGAUGGCGGCCUGCAGGUUGGCCUCCAAAGGCAAGACCAUGGCGGACAGUUCUUACAACCUAGAAGUUCAGAAUAUUCUUUCCUUUCUGAAGAUGCAGCAUUUAAACCCAGAUCCUCAGUUAAUACCAGAGCAGAUCACAACUGAUAUUAACCCUGAAUGUUUGGUGUCCCCUCGUUAUCUGAAAAAGUAUAAGAACAAGCAGGAAAAAGGAUGCAAAAAGCAGAUGCCAGGCUAUAUAAGAGAUUUGAUAACAGCAAGAAUCUUGGAGGCUCAUCAGAAUGUAGCUCAGAUGAGUUUAAUUGAGGCCAAGAUGCGGUUCAUCCAGGCGUGGCAGUCCUUACCUGAAUUCGGCAUCACACACUUCAUUGCAAGGUUCCAGGGGGGCAAAAAAGAAGAACUUAUUGGAAUUGCAUACAACAGACUAAUUAGGAUGGAUGCCAGCACAGGAGAUGCGAUUAAAACAUGGCGUUUCAGCAACAUGAAACAGUGGAAUGUAAACUGGGAAAUCAAAAUGGUCACCGUGGAGUUUGCAGAUGAGGUGCGGCUGUCCUUCAUCUGCACAGAGGUGGACUGCAAGGUGGUGCACGAGUUCAUCGGCGGCUACAUCUUCCUCUCCACACGUGCUAAAGACCAGAACGAAAGCUUAGAUGAGGAGAUGUUCUACAAACUUACCAGUGGGUGGGUGUGAAUACAAGUGUUGUGUGAGGAAACUCCAUGGCCAUAACAAUAUUUAACUUUAAAAGCUGUUUGUUACAUGCUGCUUAAUAAAGUAAGCUUGAAAUUUAUCAUUUUAUCAUGAAAACUUUUUUGCCUUAUGAAACAGUUAACAUGUGCACUAAACAAGCACGACUAUUAAUCUGCUAUGGUGAUACAGUAAAAGGCCUGCUGGGCUCGACACCCGACCCUCAGGGCCAGGAGUUGGGAACUGAGGUCGUGGGCAGAUCAGCAAUGGCAUCACUGGUGGAAACCAAGCUGUAAGAACAGCCUUCUGCCUUACAGCUCCCGGGCUUACCCGGGUGGAGUCUGUUCAUCAUGUCUAAUGCAUGUGCUUCAAUGUAUGCUUAAUUUGAUGUCAUGUUUUAAAAUACCCUACUUUUGGUAGCCAUUUGAUGUCCCCCAACCCACCCAAUAAGUCAGGCCUACAAAAAAAAAUGCCUGAUUAUUUAAUAGUGUCAUCGUUUGACCUUGAAGGAAAGUGCUGUUAGUUCGUUAUGCUUGGUUUGUUUUUGUCCUUGAAUAAGCAUGUGUGUACAUUGUCUUGUGUUUUUAUUUUUACACCAUAUUGUAUUACAACACUUUUAGUAUUCACCAGCAUACUCACUGUCUGCCUAAAAUAUGCAACUUUUGCAUUACAAUAUGAAGUAAAGGUCUAUGAAGUAUUCAUUCGUGUAACUAAUGUACAAACACAAAUUUUAUAAAAUUGUACAGUUUUUUAAAACUACUCACAGCUAGCAAAUGGCUUAAAUGUAGCAUCUUUGCAUUAAUUAAAUACCUUUAAAGAUAUAAUUAAUAUGCAAUUUUAAUAUCUGCUAAAUUAAGAAUGACUUAAUUAUGGUCAUGAUUUGCCACAAGGUCCUUAACUGUGACACCUGGCCUGGCCUUGCCCUAGUCUGCUGUGCUGUUACAGUCCAUGUUGGUGCUCGUCAGAAAGUGCCCAGCCCACAAAGCCCAAAAGAGUACCAGGGAGGGUGGGUUACCAGUAUUGUCCAAUACAAUUCAUGGUUUAAAGACUGUGUAAAUGCAUUUUAUUUUAAAUAAAAGCAAAACUUUUAUUUAA